GGAACAUGGCUUAAUCGCGACAAUGGUUGGCAAGCAGGGAGUUGGGGUUCGCCCGGUAAACUCCAAAACCCCUCCAACGUAACCCGCAUCGCCCGCGCCAUGACUGCCGAAGACUCGGCCAAACAUCCUCAGAUCGUCUUCUAUCAAGCCGGAAUCGGCACUGGACUCGGCCUAUACGAUCAACUCCUCGGAGGAGGAACUGGCAUGGGCUUGUCCGAGAACAUCCGUGAAGCCUACGCGUUCCUAGGAACCAACUACUCCACCGAAGACGGUCUCAGCAAGCCCGACUCGAUCUUCCUACUCGGCUUCUCCCGCGGCGCCUUCACAGCUCGCAGCCUAGGCGGCUUCAUCGCUGCGGUUGGGAUCCUCACCAAGAAAGCCAUGCCUUUCUUCUACGAGUGCUUUGCGGAUUGGGAACAUGCCGGGGACGACGACUAUGCCCCUCGCUUCAUCGACGCCUACUGCGCUGCGUUUCCCGCCGAAGCAGAGACUUACAUGUUCGCUUACCGCAAACACCUCCUCUCCCUCGGUCUCACGCAAGAAGUCCAGAUCAAAUGCAUCGGCGUCUGGGAUACUGUCGGUGCGCUUGGUGUACCUGUGAAUCCGUUUCUGCAACGUUUGGGUCUCCCGUCGUUUAUCAGAGAGUACGCAUGGUACGACACGCGGCUGUCUGACGUGGUAGAGAAUGCGUUCCAGGCUCUCGCGCUGGACGAACAUCGUGCGCCGUACUCACCUGCUGUGUGGGAGUUGGACGAAGGAAGCACGACGAAUUUGAAACAAGUCUGGUUUCCCGGCGCGCAUAGCAAUGUGGGCGGAAGCUUUGAAGACUACGGCGUAGCGAAUCUGACUUUGAGCUGGAUGAUGGACCAAAUGAGCGGCGCCACACGAGAUGCAACGAAACCUUUCGAGUCGUUGGACUGGAUCAUGUUUGACAAGGAGUAUGUGCAGCGGUGUCUUGAUUGGACGGCACGGUGGUACGACGAGCAGCCGGAGAGGAAAGUCUACAAAGGCUGGGCGAUGGGCAAAGUCUACAAUAGCAACACGUUUCCAAAGUCGCUCGCCGGUGCUGCGACGCGGACACCGGGACUGUAUCGAGAAACGGACUAUGCGACUGGAAAGUACACGGAGGAGUAUUUGCGGAAGACGAAUGAGUAUAUCCAUGCUUCUGUGCGGAUGAGGAUGGAGCAAGGUGGCAGGGAAGUGGAGCCGAAGUCGAAGAUCGGAGUGUUCUUUCGCAAGAUUUGGAGAACGAUUGCGUUCCAGAAGCAGCUCAAUGCGUAUCGACCGCAGCGGAAGGGUGGUGUAUUCCAUGGUGCUGGACCGUUGCAUGGCUGGCGUCUUGAAGCGGGAGAUAAGACGCAGCAUGACCAGGGUGCAGGGACUGAUGAGAGUAGACGUGCGUGUUGGAAGUACGAGGGAAAAUUGCAGCCCCCUGGAAGGCUUUUGAGGGAGGACGUCUUUGCGGAGAAGGGCUUCGAGGAGAUGUACUUGAGGCACGGUGGGAAAUCCGAGGGAGAGGGGAAGAUCACAUUUCUCGAGAGCCCAUCGUCGGCGGGAAAGAGGAUUUCAGGAAGCAGUGGUAAUGCGAAGACAUUUUGA
Messenger RNA from Zymoseptoria tritici IPO323, 1599 nucleotides. RefSeq lists its product as uncharacterized. NCBI's taxonomy places the organism in Eukaryota, Fungi, Ascomycota, Dothideomycetes, Mycosphaerellales, Mycosphaerellaceae. The record is from RefSeq and is a predicted model, not a curated record. The transcript has 2 exons. The annotation marks the transcript as partial.